Messenger RNA from Callithrix jacchus (white-tufted-ear marmoset), 3666 nucleotides. It is a transcript of the gene PTPN6, whose product is annotated as protein tyrosine phosphatase non-receptor type 6. NCBI's taxonomy places the organism in Eukaryota, Metazoa, Chordata, Mammalia, Primates, Cebidae. Gene Ontology annotation, cellular component: cytoplasm. The record is from RefSeq and is a predicted model, not a curated record. Gene Ontology annotation, molecular function: phosphotyrosine residue binding; non-membrane spanning protein tyrosine phosphatase activity. Gene Ontology annotation, biological process: peptidyl-tyrosine dephosphorylation; mitotic cell cycle; intracellular signal transduction.
CCUCCCUGCACCCUAAAAUUUCCUCAGAAAUUGCUCCCAGUUAGCAUAUUUAUUUUUAUAAAGGUAAUGCAUGCCCAUCAUAUAACAUUGAAAAAGAUGGCCAGGCGUGGUGGCUCAUGCCUGUAAUCCCAGCACUUUGGGAGGCCGAGGCAGUCAGAUCACGAGAUCAGGAGUUUGAGAUCAUCCUGGCCAACAUGGUGAAACCCCAUCUCUACUAACAAUACAAAAAUUAGCUGGGCGUGGUGGUGCGUGCCUGUAGUCCCAGCUACUCAGGAGGCUGAGGCAGGAGAAUAGCUUGAACUCAGGAGAUGGAGGUUGCAGUGAGCUUAGAUCGUACCACUGCACUCCAGCCUGGUGACAGAGUGAGACUUGAAAGAAAGAAAGAGAGAGAGAAGAAAGAAAAAGAAAGAGAAAGAAAAAGAAAGAGAAAGAAAGAAAGAGAAGGAAGGAAGGAAGGAAAGAGAAAGAAGAAAGAAAGGAAAAGAAAGAAAGAAAGAAAAAAGAAGGAAAGUUUUAUUUGGAAUUACAGGCAGGGAGCAUCAUAUGCCUUAGUGUUUAGGGCCUCUCAGGUCAGCCAGCCCUGAGAAAAUCAGCCAUGGCGAGGACCUUGGCACCCAGCCCCCAGUCCCCAGCCCCUAGGAGACAGGCCCCCUGGUCAGACUCCCGGGGCAGGGCAGAGGCCUAGGGACAAGAUUUAGAAAGGACCCAAGUUUGACAAGGCUGCUCAGGGUCAUUUUGCCCAUGCCUCUGCCACAGUGGCAUGGACAAACCGCUUAUGUUGCUUAGAGGAGGGCACCCUUCUCUCUUGCAAGUGUUGACAAGGUCUUAACUAUCAAUCUCCUGCUCUCAUGGCAGCCCCUUUGGACAAGGAGGCUCUUAAUCUCUGUUCUUUGAAGCCCUAAGGACUGGUGUAUAGGAGUUAAAAGCAUCGGCUUUGGAACCAGACUGUCUGGGUUUGAAUCCUGGCGCUGCAGCUGACUCACUGAUGGACUUGGGCAAUGCCUUGAACUCCCUGGGCCUCAGGUUUCUUGUCUGUCAAAUGAGGAUAAACAGACCCCCUGUUUCAUAGGGCUGUGGUGAGAAACUAUUCAGACGAGGCAUAUGAGCACCAUUAUAGCACAGCGCCUGGCAUCCAGCAGGACUCACUCGAUGACAGCUGUCACUGCCAUCAUUGUUAUUAGUGUGGGCCAGGGAGGACUGUGUAAAAGCAGCAGGUGGAGGAGGAAGAGGUGCCGUGUGACCGUGUAGGUUCACAUACGUGAAGUAUGAGCUGGGCUUUUAGUGUGCAAGGCACAUAUGUGUCCUUACUGCAUGUGGUGUCACAUACGUGCAUGGCCAUGCUCCUGAGCCUUUGAUUGCAGACAUGUGGGAAGUGGGCCCCGUCCCCACCCCCAGUGCCACCAUACUCUGCUUCUCUUCCCUUGCUCUACUCUAAAAUGAGAAGUACAAGUGAGUUCCCCCAAGGGGUCGGCCGCGCCUCUUCCUGUCCCCGCCCUGCCGGCUGCCCUAGGCCAGUGGAGUGGCAGCUCCAGAACUGGGACCACCGGGGCUGGUGAGGCAGCUUGGCACUGGGAGCCACGUUUGAGGCUUAGUCCACGAGUUCUCUGCCUGCCCAGACUAGCUGCGUCGCCUCAUUCCCUGCGCCCCCUCCCUCUCCGGAAGCCCCCAGGAUGGUGAGGUGGUUUCACCGAGACCUCAGUGGGCUGGAUGCAGAGACCCUGCUCAAGGGCCGAGGUGUCCAUGGCAGCUUCCUGGCUCGGCCCAGUCGCAAGAACCAGGGUGACUUCUCGCUCUCUGUCAGGGUGGGGGAUCAGGUGACCCAUAUUCGGAUCCAGAACUCAGGGGAUUUCUACGACCUGUAUGGAGGGGAGAAGUUCGCCACGCUGACGGAGCUGGUGGAGUACUACACUCAGCAGCAGGGCGUCCUGCAGGAUCGUGACGGCACCAUCAUCCACCUCAAGUACCCGCUGAACUGCUCCGACCCCACUAGUGAGAGGUGGUACCAUGGCCACAUGUCUGGAGGACAGGCAGAGACACUGCUUCAGGCCAAGGGCGAGCCUUGGACGUUUCUUGUGCGUGAGAGUCUCAGCCAGCCUGGAGACUUUGUGCUGUCCGUGCUCAGUGACCAGCCCAAGGCUGGCCCAGGCUCCCCACUCAGGGUCACCCACAUCAAGGUCAUGUGUGAGGGUGGACGCUACACGGUGGGUGGUUCAGAGACCUUUGAUAGCCUCACGGACCUGGUGGAGCAUUUCAAGAAGACGGGGAUUGAGGAGGCCUCAGGCGCCUUCGUCUACCUGCGGCAGCCGUACUACGCCACGAGGGUGAAUGCGGCCGACAUUGAGAACCGAGUCUUGGAACUGAACAAGAAGCAGGAGUCCGAGGACACAGCCAAGGCUGGCUUCUGGGAGGAGUUUGAGAGUCUGCAGAAGCAGGAGGUGAAGAACUUGCACCAGCGCCUGGAAGGGCAGCGGCCAGAGAACAAGGGCAAGAAUCGCUACAAGAACAUUCUUCCCUUUGACCACAGCCGAGUGAUCCUGCAGGGACGUGACAGUAGCAUCCCUGGGUCUGACUACAUCAAUGCAAACUACAUCAAGAACCAGCUGCUAGGACCUGAUGAGAACACUAAGACCUAUAUCGCCAGCCAGGGCUGUCUGGAGGCCACGGUCAAUGACUUCUGGCAGAUGGUGUGGCAGGAGAACACCCGCGUCAUCGUCAUGACCACCCGAGAGGUGGAGAAAGGCCGGAACAAAUGUGUCCCAUACUGGCCCGAGGUGGGCACUCAGCGCGUUUAUGGGCCCUACUCUGUGACCAACUGCAGGGAGCACGACACGCCCGAAUACAAACUCCGCAGCUUGCAGGUCUCCCCACUGGACAAUGGGGACCUGGUUCGGGAGAUCUGGCACUACCAGUACCUGAGCUGGCCUGACCAUGGGGUCCCCAGUGAGCCCGGGGGCGUCCUCAGCUUCCUGGACCAGAUCAACCAGCGGCAGGAAAGUCUGCCUCGCGCAGGCCCCAUCAUCGUGCACUGCAGCGCGGGCAUUGGCCGCACAGGUACCAUCAUUGUCAUCGACAUGCUCAUGGAGAACAUCUCCACCAAGGGCCUGGACUGUGACAUUGACAUCCAGAAGACUAUCCAGAUGGUGCGGGCGCAGCGCUCGGGCAUGGUGCAGACGGAGGCGCAGUACAAGUUCAUCUACGUGGCCAUUGCCCAGUACAUUGAAACCACCAAGAAGAAGCUGGAGGUCCUGCAGUCGCAGAAGGGCCAGGAGUCGGAGUAUGGGAACAUCACCUACCCCCCAGCCAUGAAGAACGCCCAUGCCAAGGCCUCCCGCACCUCAUCCAAACACAAGGAGGAUGUGUAUGAGAACCUGCACAGUAAGAACAAGCGGGAGGAGAAAGUGAAGAAGCAGCGGUCAGCAGACAAGGAGAAGAGCAAGGGUUCCCUCAAGAGGAAGUGAGCGGGCGCUGUGCUCAGCCUCAGCCCAGACCCUGCGGAAGCCUCCCACAGUGGACAGACCCACAACCUGAACCUAGGAGUGCCCCAUUCUAUUGUAAUUUAAAUGGCUCCAUCCCUCAUACCUCUCCCUGAUCCUGUAUAUAGCCCAGCCAGGCCCCAGUCAGGGCCAGCCCUUCUCCUCUUGUAAAUAAAGGCCUGGGAUUACUGUG